ACUCCAGCACGGUCCCGUCUGUCACAGCUCCUCUGGACUUUACUCUGAGCAGGAUCAAAUCUCAGUGGCAUUAUCGCAGAAUGGAUAUGAAGCUGUUGGCACUCCUGGCUGCGCUCAUGGUGGUGAUAUAUGCGCCUCCAUCACAAGCAAAGCCUAUCAGCCUGGUGGAGAGAUGCUACUGUCGUUCCACGGUCAACAGCCUCCCACGAGGCUACAUCCGAGAGCUCAGGUUCAUCCACACGCCCAACUGCCCCUUCCAAGUGAUUGCUAAGCUGAAGUCAAACAAAGAAGUGUGUGUGAACCCAGAGAUCCCGUGGCUGCAGCAGUACCUGAAGAACGCCAUCAAAAGAAUGAAGAAAUCCAGAAAGGGCCACUAAAAACUCCAGGAUUGUUCCUCAUGAGGCAUCACUGAGGGUCAGAAACAUCACAAUAUAUAACAUGUAAUACGAGAUCAUCUGGUAUGUUGAACAGCACUUAUAUCGGCUGCCAUGCUGCAGCCUUUUGAAUUGAUAAAAUCUGCAACCCUUCACCGUGAACACACCCGCCUUCACCAUUACCACCCUCACCGUUUAUAGAGAUUAUAGAAGUUAUUAAUUCAAAGUGAAAAUAUACCUGUGAGUGUGUGUUUUUCUAACUAUAAUGUAUAUACUUUUUUUUUUAAUGGACAUCAACAGUAAAAAGCUAUUUUUGGAGAUUGUUUCGUCCCUCUGGCCUUUCUGUCAUUUGAGAAAAAUGAUGAAUCCUGGUGUCAUAAUGUGAGAUAGUUGUAGGUCAGAUGGAGAAUGUUGUCCAUCAACAACACGAGUUAACAUCCCACUUACAAGUAGCAGAGUCCUUUCAUCCACUAAAGUAGCAGAAAACCAUUAUCAUCCUCAACGUGGUAUCUGCUAUCCGACUUUUCUCUGGUUUGAAACUGAACAAAAUAAAGAACAAUGUAAGUUUCUCAUCUGAACACAAGCAGAGUCACAGAGGUUGCCAAGUCGUAUUUCAUGUCCCAAGUUAAUUGGCACUGUGGAAUUUCAAUGGGUGCCAGCUACCCCCAGACUGAAUAUAAGAUGCAUAAAAGAUCCUAUUAAAAAGUUUUUUGUGAUGGAAAUUAGGAUGCCAGAAGAGCUUGAGCUGUGUUAUCCAACAUGCCUGGGUUUUUUCCUUCUUAGAAAGAAGCAGAACAUCUGGAUCCCAAACCGUUUAAAUUGGAUGACCAAUAAGUCUACAUUUACUGGAAUCAUCAUGCUGUGCCACUUAACAAGAGACGCUAAGAACAAAUGGUGAUAGUCACCGACCACAGUAAGGGGUCUUACCAUAUUGGUGUCAAAAAGCCGGAUCCUGAUUAAAAAACUCUCACUGUUACCGCAUCAGUAGUUAAAAUACAAUGUUACAUUGAAAACCAUAGCAGAGAAAGUAGUAUUACUUACAAUUAAAGAUGACUGUCAUUUAGUCAUGUGAAUAGCAAUGCACUUUAUAUCUGAUGUAUUCAUGUUUUAACAACAUCAUUUACUAUGAAUCACUAAGUUUGCUCAUUAAAUUCUGACUUUUGUCUUUUUUUAUGUUAUUCAUGCUGUUUCCAUUCUUUUCUACUCCUUUCUGAUCAUUGAAUGUGCAGCUGCCUUUUACUGCUAAACAUUGGGUGAAGUUUUCAUAUAUUCAUUAAAAUCUUUUUGUCACAUGUACAAUUAUUAUUAUACAAAUGUUUUAUUUUUGUACUCCUUUGCAUUUAUGUAUUAAAACUAAACAUUUAAAUGAAGGAACUGUACUCUCACAAUUGAGUCUUGAAGCCUACUUUUUAUUGCAGUGCUUGUAUGCAUUUGGCCAGUAAAAAGCGAAUCUUUAAAAACGGAAUAGUUGCCAAUUCAACGUAUGCUGUCCUAUAGAUAUAACAAGCCUUUUCGAGACUCCCAUCAGUUGCCCACAUACACACAGUCUGGUUAAGUGGCUCUUUUUAUCUUUAUAUUCGGUGCAGAGCAAGCCUCACACAGCUGCUGUAAUCUUACUGUACCAGAGGGUCAGAGGCUAAAUCUAAAGACUUUGAUGUGUGAACAUGUGUUUAGUUUUACUCACAAGUGCAUAGGAAAGGCAAGUACAAUGAUUCUGCCUGUUAUUUAACUAUUAACUCAACAAGCCACCAUUAGGAAAACAUUAGCACUAAAAGGGAUGAACUUUCAACUUCCCUCUGAGGGCAUUUGGGGAGGCGGAGCACAGUAGUUUAUGUGAUGAGAGGGGCCUGCUGAUUGUAACAUCGGGGGCAGAUAAAGGGCUUGGAGUGGCAGUCAACAAUUUGUCUAUGAUUAGCUUUGAAGUCCGGUUUAAGAGGGAUAAAAGCAGAGUCAGCACUCUUGAGUGAGAUAACACCAUUGAUUAAGCCACUUAUUUAGCACUGGUGUGUGAAUAUGGAGUUGAAAUUAAUCAGAUAUAAUCACUAUGUAAACUGAUAUCACUGCAGGAAUCUCCAGGUAGCAACAAUUAUUUCCCCUGAGUAAUGUGAAGAUUGGGCAGCUUUAUCAUGUAACAUUUGAUCAGACAGAUUUUCAUAUAUUUAAGUGUUACCUUUUUGUACUCUGAGUAAACCAUUAAAACUUAAAUACACAUACAA
Molecule: messenger RNA, 2590 nt
Organism: Gymnodraco acuticeps
Lineage: Eukaryota; Metazoa; Chordata; Actinopteri; Perciformes; Bathydraconidae
Gene: cxcl12a
Product: chemokine (C-X-C motif) ligand 12a (stromal cell-derived factor 1)
Exons: 4
Coding region: 81-377 (98 amino acids)
Biological process (GO): chemokine-mediated signaling pathway; immune response; positive regulation of cell migration
Cellular component (GO): extracellular region
Molecular function (GO): chemokine activity; chemoattractant activity
Source: RefSeq, a predicted model, not a curated record